UGUUUACAUACUCGAUGUUUCAGAAAUUUCUUGAUUAUAUCCUCCAAGUUUAAAAUUUAUUGAUUGAUGUUAUCAAAUUUUACCAAUUCUGUCUCCAUUUUGAACAACAUUAUAAAAAUCGGGAGUCUGAGUUGAUAGCGCUUGCAGGCUUGCACACAGUUUAAAUGCUUGACUCAUCAUUCUUGAGGGAGUCACAGUCCCCAACCUCAAGGUGACAGCGGGCAGUGGAGAGCCCAAUUCGUCGAUUAUGAAUAUGUCAGAGAGAAAGGUUGAGACAGCAGUGGAAUGUUGAGUUGAAUGCCAAUUCGUCGAUUAUGAAUAUGUCAGAGAGUCAUGAGAGUGAGAUUCAGGGAAGUUUGGGAGAUGCUAUUGAGAGGAAAAAUGACUAUGGCACAUGGGCCCAAGAUCAUAUUGAGAUGCAGAAUGAGUGUAGGGAUGAUAAUGGGUCUAGUAGGGAGCAGUCUCAUGAUCUUGGAGAUGUUGAGAGGGAGAGAGUUGGGCAGAUUGUUCGUGGAUGGAUGGAGAGUGACAUUGGCGAGGAUACGUCUAAUGUAUCACACAGGAAUGGUAGUCCAAGAGCAGAAUGGCUUGGUGAAACCGAGCAUGAACGGGUCAGCAUUGUCAGGGAGUGGGUUCAAAUGACGAGUCAGCAGCGAGGAUCUUGUGGUGGGCAGAGGGUGGAUCAAGCUGCUGUAGUUCAUAGGCAACCUGACCAUGUCCGUGAAGGGUCACUGACAGACCAGGAUGAAGGGCAGCCGAGCACAUUCAUAGAGACUUGCUAAGGUUGCGUGGAAGGCAAGCUCUGGUAGAUUUGCUUGUCAGGACCGAGAGGGAAAGGCAGAGAGAACUUCAAGGUUUAUUGGAGCAUCGAGCUGUCUCUGAUUUUGCCCACCGCAACCCGCAUUCUGGUCUGUUUCCCUUGACCACCCAAGUUCCUUUUUAGGUCUUUUGUUCUCCCCCAAAGAUUCUCUGUGAUGCCCUCUUUGUGCAGACUGGAUCGGGGUAAAAUUGAGGUGCGCAGUGAAGCUUCUAAGUCCUGCAAAGAUAAGAGGUUAAGUGCACGAACGCCAGAUGAUACAUCUAAUUGGAUUCAUGUGAGGAAAGGGACAAUGCUGUGUUUGUUGUGAUAGCCAUAUUGAUUCUCUAUUGUACAGGUGUGGCCACAUGUGCACUUGUUUAAAAUGUGCUAGUGAGUUGGUCGGUCCAUGGUGGAGGAAAGUGCCCGUUGUGUAGAGCACCAAUCGUGGAAGUUAUCCGAGCAUACUCCAUACUGUAAGAAGUAGAAUGAUGGUGGUAAAGAUUCAUUCGAUCCAAUGUCAGUUCCUUUUAAUGAUCAAGGAGCCGAGCAACACUGUGUUUGUUUUUGGUUGCAUGUGCCAGUGUUUAUGAUGUGUAUAACUGGAACAAAAUAAUGCCCCAUUCAUUCAUUCAUUCAUAAUUUCUCCUCUA
This is a messenger RNA of Tripterygium wilfordii, 1449 nucleotides long. RefSeq lists its product as uncharacterized. The coding region runs from base 315 to 782 and encodes 155 amino acids. The record is from RefSeq and is a predicted model, not a curated record. Lineage: Eukaryota; Viridiplantae; Streptophyta; Magnoliopsida; Celastrales; Celastraceae. The transcript is spliced from 3 exons.